Messenger RNA from Gopherus flavomarginatus (Mexican gopher tortoise), 1388 nucleotides. Its product is annotated as BTB/POZ domain-containing protein KCTD8-like. NCBI's taxonomy places the organism in Eukaryota, Metazoa, Chordata, Testudines, Testudinidae. The transcript is spliced from 4 exons. Bases 151 to 777 code for a protein of 208 amino acids. The record is from RefSeq and is a predicted model, not a curated record.
CUGCGGCUGAUUUAUUCCAUUGCAAAGUCGGUUCAUUUCUCCUCCUCGCCAGAUAUUUGUCCGCAUCUGUUCCAAGGUCCUGGAGCCCGAGGGCAAGGCUCAAGGCAGGUUUCUGGACACUUCAGCUUCCCAGGUAGCUCCUGCCUCAGCAUGGCUGCUCCCCCACCUGCAGAACUCAAGCAGAAUCUUAAAGAGCAUCUCUCCUCUUCUUCAGAGCCCAUGUUGGACCUCAGGGCAGAUGAAGCUACAUUACUUCCAGUGCCAGCAGCAGACAGUGCCCCAACGGUGACAGAAGAGCCAAACCCAACCCUGGAGACACACAAGGACUCGACCGGCUUGGACAGCAGCUACGACUUUUCGACCUCCAGCUUGGACAGCCAUUGUGAACCUGACCUGGCUCUGGCCACUGGAGACAGUCUCCCAGACAAAUGUCCCCAGUCAGAGGCUGGUGACCCCAGCCCCACAGCCUCCUUGCCCUGGCCAGAGUUGCCAGAGGAAUGUCCGCCUCGGCCUAACACCCUGGAUUUCUCCAACUCCCUCAAAUUCCUGGAGGAGGUGAAGCAGAUGGGGCAGAGGAGGAACAGUGACCACUUGAACAUCCAGGAGAACGGGGUGGAGAGAUGCCCUGAGGCACCUCCCAUCAGCGAGGAGAGGAGGGCACUGGAGUCGGAGCUGGGGAAGUGCAUCGAAGACUUCAGAAAGCUCAAGAUCCCCGUCUCCUUCCCCAACAAGAAGCGGCAGUGGCAAAGCGAACUACUGAAAAAAUACCACGUCUGAGGGGAGGGGCUGGGACUGAAGCCUCCCACCACCCAGGACUGAAGCCUCCCACUGGCUUCCACAGCCACAAGAGGCACCUUCCUCUGCAUCCUGUCCAUGAUGGGCCAGCCUUCCAGGUGCUGGGUGUCCUCGGCCCUCAUUGAUGGCCAGUAGCAGCUCAGCAUCUUGCAGGCUUGAGCCCUCUUUGAAGAGGGACUUGUGAGAGCCUCUUACUUUAAACCACUGGGACUAACUGAUUUGCAUCCUGUCUGACCUCAUUGACUUUACCUAGGUCACUCAGGGGUAGUCGACAACAGGGAUUGGUCCAUGUAUUCAAAACAAAAAGCAGUGGUUUCUUGGUCAAUGCGUCAUUCCAGGAAUUGGUGCUCCACAGGCAGAGGCCUGCUUGUUCCCAGGUCAAUCAAGGGCAAAAUGUGCAUGAAAGGAGCUGUACAAAUCCUCGAAGUGAAAAUAUUUGAGUCAGGAUGGGAAGGAAGAAACUGAUAUUGGUUCGGGUUGUGUCUGUAGGGAUAAACCUACGCACAAGCAACAUGGACAUUCCUGCCUUUAUGACAGCAUGACUUUGAUUGGAGCUCCCGGGGUUAAUAAAUGUAGCCAGCGAUGAAACCUAA